Messenger RNA from Nezara viridula (southern green stink bug), 170 nucleotides. Lineage: Eukaryota; Metazoa; Arthropoda; Insecta; Hemiptera; Pentatomidae. The record is from the annotation of a GenBank genome assembly.
AUGAACGUGCUCUACUUGCUGCCACAUAUAAUUGUCCAUGCAAAAUUACUGGAUAAGGCAAUAAUACACAAAUUAUUGUGUCAGAAAAUAUUAAAUUAAUACUUGGAAUUAAAAUUCUUUUAUUUAAAGUAGCUCCCGUUAGUACUUCACUCUCAUUCGUUUUCCAUUAA